AUGGGCUGUAAGUUGCAGAAGCCUCGAGGUUCAGAUGAAGCUCCGGGGAAGAUUUUCUCCACCCUCAGAAGAGCGCAAGUGGAGACGCACUCAGGAGUGGCCUAUACAUACCACUUCCUGGACUUUCUGUUAGGAAAAGAAGAGGUGGCAGUGUCCUCAUUGCUGUGUCUGUCGUCAGUCAGAGAGCUUCCGGUGCAGGUGUGUGAGUUGUAUCAGAAAGGGUUCGUACUGGCUGCUCUCCAUCCCUUUGUUCACUCCUGCGGCCCUGCUAGUGCUAACCUUCAGAAGCAGUUACACCGGGCUGUGCUCAUCAGAGAAACACACAGUGGUUCUGACAGUGGCCUGCUGAACUGGGUUGAGCCUCAUCUCAUGACAGACGUGUGUUACCUCGGUCACCAGGACCCUGACCCAGAAGUCAUACAGGGCUAUGUGAAAAAGGUGCAGGAUUUGGCUGAUCAGGGUGAUCUGUUUGUGGGGUUUUUGCCGCAGCCCGGUGGAGGUCCAUAUUUCCUUGGUCACUGGGAGCCAGAAGAUCUUUCCUCCUUGCACUCCAGUCCCUGUUCUGUUCAUCACAGCAGCCGACCUCCGACCCUCAGCCCUGUGAGUGAGCAGAGCCAACAGGAUAGAGACAAUGGGGAUCAACGAAACCAGAAUCGUACAAACUUUAAUUCAGACAAUGAAGACUUUAUGAACCACGGCUUGCAAAUACAAAGCACUGAGAGCAGCCAGUGCUGGAAUAAUCAGAAUCCUUUCGCUGAGAACCAUCAGUGUCCUGAUUAUCAGUACUUAAAAGUUGAAGGUGAAUGUACGCAAACUGGGGAUUUGAAGAACGACGAGUUUAUAUUAAGCUCUUGUGCACCAGAGCCACAUCAGACCCAGAGCACAAGAAUGCAGCCGGACUUGCCCGGCUGUGAUUUGGCAGAAAACAACAAAAGAGAGCACAGGGAGCAGGUCAAAAGCCAAGACAAACACAGCAAGUGUAGCGGAACCACCCCGAUGCUGAAUCGUGUGCAGGUGUUCGCGCUGUACAACCAUGCCAUAGUUCUGUCGGGAUCGCCAAAGAUCUUUUCUCUGAGGGUUCCACUGCAGGUGCACAGGGAGGCGGGGCUUGUUAGCUCGGUUGACUCCCAUUGGCUGGACCACAUGAUGCAGCACUUCAGAAGUGGCGCGCAACUCAUUGACGGCUACUUUAAUCUUGAAGAUGAUGCAGCGUCUUCUUCCAUUGUGGAGAGUGUUUUUAUCUUCCAAAGUGCUUCAGGUGAUGCCGGGCCAACCACAGUGUAUGACGCCAUUGUAGUUGAGCAAUGGACUGUUAUUGAUGGUGUUGUGGUGAAAACAGACUACAUCCCUCUGCUCCAGUCUCUGGCUCCAUACGGCUGGAGACUAAUGUGUGUUCUGCCCACUCCCAUCGUCAAAAUGAAAAGUGAUGGAAGUUUGGCCACAAAACAGAUCCUCUUCCUCCAGAGACCCACGCUGCCUCGCAAGAGGAGAGACUUGACGAAACUGCACCUCAGAGGUCAAAACAAAAGGAACUUAAAUAAUAAAAGGACACCAGAGAGGGAGAUAUCCCCGCUGGCAACAAUUGAGAGAGAAAUGGAACGAAUGGAGAGAGAAAACACAAGUCUGAUGAGACAACGUGAGAUUAUCCACAAGGAAAAUGGGCAGAAUUUGCCAGAAAGCCCAGAGAGGAGAGAUCAAGCGGAAAGGACGGUGGAAUUCCAAACGCAGAGGAUCGACAUCCCAAACAUCAGCCCAGCAAAAAAGGAUGCAAUUACAAAUGGCAAUCAGGAAUUAAAGUGCACAAUUACGUGUGGUAAACACGAGGACGUGCGAGCAGUUGUAACAGAGAGGGCUUUAUUCUCAGGAGUGUGCUGACAGUAUUCAUUUAUGGAUAUUUAAACAUUACAAUAUGUUCAUGUUUAUUCAGGCAGAACACACUCUCGUCAGGCCCGUGUCUGGGCAUAUACAUCUGCUGACAGAGUAAUUGUCCUGUAAGAUUGCAAAGAGGUGUUUGAAUCUUGCCGCUCUUAAUUAUUUGGGUUUUUAAGGUGCAUUGCUGUAACAAAUGGCAAGAGAUUCUAACAAAUAUGUGAAAACAUGUUCGGAGCUUUUAAAUAUGCUAAACGCCGACCAAUGUUGAGACUUGUACCUGUGUGAAUCUGUGAUGCUAACUCAUUUUAUUACAUACAGUAUUAGCAUAUUCAAUAUAUCGUGCACUAGCUCAAAUGCAAAAAAAUCCACAAGAUGCUCAUUUAUUUCAUCAGUAGGUAUUACAUCAGUUAUUUCAUUUAUUUAUAUCAGUGAGGAUGGCAGUAACUAAUGUCUACAUUUGUAAAGUAACAGUUAUAGUGAACGUCUGUGAGAGUUAAUGGUGUAAAUAAAAGCUCUCAAUAAUGGGCUUCAUUUACAGCAACAGCUUGCAGUUUUCUUGUUUUCAGUGUCGUUUUUCACUAUUGCACUAUUAGAGGUAAAGAUCUUGUUCAUCAAUUCAGUUUUGAAGAACCAUCCUUCCCAUUACGUGGGAGAUAAUUAUAUUUUUUGAGCUUAAUUUUGAUUGAAAAAGUUCACAAUGACAGUUGUAAUACCGCCUUAGUCAAAAAAGCCAAUGACUUGGCUGGACCAGACUAAAAACAGAUUUUGCGUGAUUUGAUGUUAAAAUGCACAAGAUAUCACACAUUGUAUUUCCAGAUUUGUACAAUAUGAUUGAAAGAGUUUCAGCAAAGAGUCUUUCUUUUUUAAAUAUAAUUUAGGUAGAUUGGAGCUGUGCUUGCAAAGCUGGAAAUAGCUGCCCAUGGGAUGCUACAAAUAUGGCCGCCAUAUUGCCUUAAAGGGAUACUCCACCUAAAAAUGAAAAUUCUCCGUUUCUCACCCUCAUGCCAUGCUUUAUGUAUAAAACUUUCCUUCAUCCGUGGAACAAAAACAGAUUAAAAAAAUAAUAAUCUUAGUGAGUCCAUAAUAUGCAAGUGGAUUGAACCAUCAGUUGACCAGAAACUAUGUUUUAUAGUUUAAAAAGUUAAAAUAUUAGUAUUUUUCUCACACACACACCUAUCGUUUUGUUUCAGAAGACAUUGAUUCAUCCACUGGGGUCAUAUGAGUACCAUCAUGAUCACUUGGUGUGGUUUUUGUAGCUUCAACUUUUGAGGGUUCAAACCACUUGCAUCAUAUGGACUCACAGAGAUGGAUUAUUUUUCAAAAAAAUCUCAGUUUGUUUUCAGAGUUCUCAUUUUUGAGUGGAACAUCCCUUUAAAGGGGACAAUGUUUAGCACCUUUCCUCAAAUUAGGACUAUUGAUGAGCAAAGAUGGGCGUAGAAAUUAAAGGGAAAGUUCACCCAAAAAAUGAAAAUUC
Sinocyclocheilus anshuiensis is the source of this 3346-nucleotide messenger RNA. Its product is annotated as raftlin-like. Bases 1 to 1875 code for a protein of 624 amino acids. Lineage: Eukaryota; Metazoa; Chordata; Actinopteri; Cypriniformes; Cyprinidae. The transcript has 9 exons. The record is from RefSeq and is a predicted model, not a curated record.